GGGCGAGCCGAGCCGCUGCCCGCGCUGCCCGCCGGCGCCGGGUGGGGGUCCCGGCGGCUGGAUGGGCCGCGGCGGCGCGGGCCGCGGGCGGCGAUGGGCGAGGAGCAGAGCACGGUGAGCGGCGGAGGCCCCCAGGAGGCGGGGGAGCCCGCGGGCACCGCCGCGGGCCGCCCCGAGUCCCCGCGGCCGCGGGGGGACGGCAGCGGGGCGCCCGGGCCGUGCACGGUCCCCGCGGACACGAGUGGCGGCGGCUGCGGAAGCGACGCGGACUGCGCCGACCCGAGCGCCCCCGAGCCCGCGCGGAGCCGGCGGGCCCCGGGCCGGACGGAGAGCCGGGCGCCACGGCAGCCCGCGGGACCGGCCCUCACGGUGCCCCUCAACCCCCAGACUUUGCAACAACAGCUGCGAGAGGAGGAGGAAGAAGCCGGGGGCCGAAAAGGGGGAGGGGAUGAGCCGCAGGCGGUGCCCCCCGGAGAGGAGCCGAAGCCCAGGACCCGCGUCGGGUCCCCGGACGCGCUGGUCCUGGACGUGCUGGGUCCACGGCGCCCGCCCCCCGCCAAGAGGCAAGUCUUUUGCUCGGUGUUCUGCGUGGAGAACGACCUGCCCCAGGACCCCGCCGCGGAGCCGCUCUCGCCGCCCGCCUCGCCGCCUCGGGCUCCGCCGGUGAUGGACCCUCCCAGCGCCCCCGCCUCCUUUCCGAGCCACCGGCCGUCCCUCCCAACGGACCCCGUGUCCCCCGAUGGCGGCAGCAUCGAGCUGGAGUUCUACCUGGCGCCCGAGCCGUUCUCAGUGCCCAGCCUGCUGGGAGCUCCACCCUACUCUGGCCUGGGUGGGGUGGGGGAUCCCUAUGCGCCCCUCAUGGUGCUGAUGUGCCGGGUGUGCCUGGAAGACAAGCCUAUCAAGCCCUUGCCCUGCUGCAAGAAGGCCGUGUGCGAGGAGUGCCUCAAAGUCUACCUGAGCUCCCAGGUACAACUUGGCCAAGUAGAAAUCAAAUGCCCUAUCACAGAAUGCUUUGAAUUCCUGGAGGAAACAACGGUUAUCUAUAACUUAACACAUGAAGACUCCAUCAAAUAUAAAUACUUCUUAGAACUUGGCCGUAUUGAUUCCAGCACCAAGCCAUGUCCUCAAUGCAAGCACUUUACAACCUUCAAGAAAAAAGGACAUAUUCCCACCCCUUCCAGAUCAGAAAGCAAAUACAAAAUCCAGUGCCCCACUUGCCAAUUCGUCUGGUGUUUUAAGUGCCACUCUCCUUGGCAUGAAGGUGUUAACUGCAAGGAGUACAAAAAGGGAGACAAGCUAUUGCGUCACUGGGCCAGCGAAAUUGAGCAUGGGCAGAGGAAUGCCCAGAAGUGUCCAAAGUGCAAGAUCCACAUCCAGAGAACUGAAGGAUGUGAUCAUAUGACCUGUUCCCAAUGUAACACUAAUUUUUGUUAUCGAUGUGGGGAGAGAUACCGCCAGCUCCGUUUCUUUGGAGACCACACAUCAAACCUCAGUAUAUUUGGAUGCAAAUAUCGCUACCUCCCAGAGAGACCUCAUCUAAGGAGAUUAGUGAGAGGGUCUGUCUGUGCUGGAAAAUUAUUUGUUGCACCUCUAAUCCUGGUCCUGGGAUUAGCACUAGGGGCCAUAGCAGUUGUAAUCGGUUUAUUUGUAUUUCCUAUCUAUUGCCUUUGUAAAAAACAGAGAAAACGAUCACGAACAGGUAUGCACUGGUGAAAUGCAGAUGAUUUCAUCUAACUAAGCUGGCCCGGGUAGGAGCUAUACUGAAGGGCACACCCAGCCAAGAGUCAAGUCCGGAAACAUACCAAGAGGAACCUUCCGCCAUCUGGAGUCCCCGUGGUUCUCUGCAGUCCACAACGCCUCUGCUCCAGUGUGCUCCCGCCAUGGUAUCCUGGCCUUCCCUUAUACUGAUUGCUGCUUUUAAACAAUGGUCACUUCCUUACACUAUAAACAUCUGUACCAUAAUUCCGACCUUCUUAAUGGGUCUUGGAAGAAAUUAUUUUAGAUAAGAACCAGUUACCCUCAGAAUUGUCUGAGAGUGCCUCGCCUGAGAAUUGCUUGGACUGUCUUCAUACCUGAACCCUCCUCUGGGCCAUCCUGUUUAGACUUGGUGUGAACAGCUGAAGUCCCAGCUGUACCAACAAACAAAGCCACUUCUCAGAGAUAAAGGCUCACCACAUACCCUUGUUUUCAUCUGUGGCCCAAGCAGUGCAAUUCCUCCAUCCUUCAGAUGAUAUACUUGUCAAAAAGCUCAGUGUCCAAAAGGGAACUAAAGAAACUAAAUUAAUAAAAAGAGUCAUGAGUUACUGACCUGUAUAUGUGUAGGGAUAUGAAUGUGUGUGUGUAUAAAUAUCUGUGUUAAAACGAGGCCCAGUAACCUUGUACUUACCAAGUCCCAUGCCUCCAUACUAUUUUUCCACAUUUUUGUAGAUAUAUUUAAUGGUGAUGGUUCCUUUGUGGGCAUAAUUUGGGAGUGUGCUGAAUUAAAGUCGAUCUAGACAACAGGCUGUUUCGAUGUUGACCCUUUCUAUUUCUUCCUCUCUCUCCGUCACAAACACACAGAGAAAUGUGUGCCUCAUCACCCCAAGGGUUAUCAAACUUUAUAAACUGACAAAACUCACUGACUGAUUUUUAGCAAACUUUCAAGACCUGAACAUUCAGUCUUUUCCACCUUCAUCUACUUUGGCAUACAUGCUUCACCAUAAGAAUAAAUCCUUUAGGCGAAAUUAGUUCAUUUAAGUGGCAAGUUUGCUGUAGAAAGAACUGCUGAAGCCGUUAAAUAAUCUUUAUUCUGCUAAAUUUUUAAACAAUUUAUAAUUACUGAUAAUUUUGCUUUAGGUGAAGGUGUAGUAUUAUUAACUACCUUACCCUCUUUCUUACCUCUUUAUUUCUCUCUCUAUUUAAUUUGUCCCCAAGUUUUUCAUGAAAACAAAUACUAGUUUUGAAGGAGUCUCCUUAUGUUUACUGCUCACAUGCAUAAUAAUGUGUUGGUAUCUUCUUACGGAGGGAUAAUCUGAAAAUAAAACUUUUGUGUUUAUAGGUCUAUGUAAAAUAUAAACUGCUUUUGGAGAAGGACACCGAAAAAUGAAGGAAAUAUUUUCAGGAAGUUUUACCAAGCUGAGGUGUCUUUAAAUAAAAGAAAAGGACGAGUAACUAAAUUAUGUUAUUCCUUUGUUCUCAUCACAAAUGUUCAUCAUCAGAAAGGAAGUAAAGACCCCUAAGAAGCCUAGUUUUUGUUUGUUCCCAAUCCUUAAAAUUACCCAUCUGCAUAGACAUAGCAUUAAUUUAACAGCAACCUUGUGUGAAUUGAAACAGAUUAUGUGAGAAAACAUGCAUUAACAUGGAUAGGUUGUCUCGUUGGUCUCCCAGGUUUAAGAACAUUUAUGACUUUUAUUUGACCUAAGAAGUUCGUGACAAUGAAGUUUACUCGCAUGGAUAACAAGCCAGCGCAUUUCUGUUCUUUCUAAAUGACACUCAGAAUAGCUACACUAUAGCUUCAGGACUAGACAGUUUCCAGUUAGAGGAGGGUGUCCCAUUUAUGGUUCUGUAAUGACAUAUUACUGAAUCAUGACAUGUUAUAAGAAGAAGCAAUGUGCUUUAGUCUUACAAAAUAUAUUUCCUUUCAGUCAUCUGUUUGUCCAUCCAUUCAUUUGACAAAUAUUCAUUGAGCCUGUACUAUGUGCUCUAGUGUCAAACUGAGAGAAGGAGAAUUUCCAUCCUGAAUCCAUGCAAUUGUGUCAUAAAAAGUGCUAAAUGUCUGUGAACUUGCCUUUCCCAGACUUGGGUGUUAGUUAGACAAUAUGUGAGUAUGAUCAUUCUAAUUCUAGUAGCUAUGUUUAUGUAUGAUAUAUAUGUAUAUAUAGAAUAUUUCCAUAGAAAUAUAUGGGUAUAUAUAUUAUCCAUAUAUUUAUGUAUGUAUACAUAUAUAAUAUGUCCAUAGAUGCAUAUAAAUACAGAUGCCACAUACAUAUAUACCGACUGGCUAAAUAAUGUGUCGUCUGGUCUUAGAUAAUCUAUCUUCUUAGGUCAUUGUAUCUGUCGUCUUUGGCCUACUCAGGGAUUUUUAUUUCUUUCUUUGAAUAACUUAUCUUUGGGAAAUAUUUUUAUAUUAUUUGGAAACAUCCCAGUUUUCCAGUUACCAACUGGCGUCUGUCCAGUGCAGGCUGUCUCGUCACCGCCGAGCAGGCGUGCGCUGUGUUGCACAGGGCUGUUCUUGUCCUAGAGCACAGAAUUUUUAAAACUCGUGUAAGCGUAACUUCCGGGAUGCAUUCUAAACUACUUUAGAGAAAGAAACAUACACACAAAAGAAAUAUCUUUCUAUCCAAAGCUUGUCCUUUUAUGUUUUUAUUGUAAACUUAAUAUACAAAGGUGGGCAAAAGGAGGUCUACAAUUUUUCAUAUGCAAAGUAAUACAAUAAUAAAUAAUAAUACACAAAUAAACUUUUGCAUACUCGUAACUGUAAACCUACUUUUUCCCUCCCCUGUAUACAUUUUGUAAAAAAAUGAAAACCAUAUAGAAUUACAAAACACAAAUUUAUCUGUUUAACUGACCCCUUAUUUUCUAGGGGUAGCCACUGUUAGUAAUUUGGUUUGUGUCCUUCUGGGCACUUUCUACAAAUAUACAAGUAAAUGUCUGUGUGUGCUCAUAUCUCUGUGUAUAUUAGUUUUGUACAAGUGGAAUAAUAACAUCCUUACUGUCCUGUGAUUAUUUUUCAUUUUGAUAUAUAUUGGUAGACACUUUUCCAUAAGAGUUUCAACAGAUUUGCCUCAUUGUUUUGUAAAUUACUACAUAUCCCACUGUGAGGCUCUACUUUAAUUUAUUUAAUCAGUCCCCUGUUGAAUGGACAAGAUUGUUUUACUUCUCUAAUACAGAGCAUCACUGAAGAUCCUUUACAUAGAUUGUUGUCACUUUGUGUUGCCAUUCCCAUAAUUUUUCAAUUUGGUUUUUAGAAGACAUUUGUAAUAAAAUUUUAAUACGUUUUCAGUGAAUGAGGUCAUAGACAUCAUUAGUAUAUUUGAUAUAUUUUUCUUAGAUAAAAAAAGAUUACAUAGAAGUACAUAAUUUUUAAAGAAAAAGCAUUUUUUUGCAGGAUAAUUUUACUCCUGCUUAAUAGCCAAAUAAAAAUCUGGCCAAAAUAUAUAAAAGAAAAUGAAUCUUAUUCCAAUUAAAAUAACAUGUAAUGAGAUGUCUACAAGAUAGCCAGGAAAGACGCACUGAUGUUUGGAUGGCCUAGUUGUAAAACUUGAGGGAUUUAAAUGAAAUAACCAAAUCAGUCAUGUUUGUCACAUUUUUGUAAACACUGUCCAUGUUCAUGCAUGUUGCUGCACAAAGGAACUUAAUUAUGCCAAUGUGAAAAGUAGGAAGCAGAAUGUUGCCAAUUAUGAACUGCCACAGUUAUCCGUAGAAAAAUAAAUAGAUUGUAUGUGAGGUUAAGUGGUCCGUUGGGAUGUUUAAAAUGGUGGAAUAACGUGAAACAUUCCUUGUACAAUGAAUCCUAGCUGUUCCGUAAAAACCUCUGCCUGUGGAGGCCAUGCAAGGGGCCCAACCCUUUGGUACAAACAACAUCCUCUUGCCAUCCCUUGAUUUUCUGGUAGGUGCUGUUGUAUCCUGAAAAUAAAAAAGACAGGAAAACAAUCAAAGAUAAUUAAAUACCAGUCAAGUCCAACUUGAUAUCCUUAAUGGUACUUUCUCGCCAGUGGUGUCUGGAGACAGUGGUACCUGUCAGGAGGUGCCUGUCCUGACACCCACCAUCUCCUGAGUCCCAAAGCCCCAGUUGAGCCUUUAUCUUUCAAUCCUACCACCCAGAUCUAUGGCCUAAAAUAUCCUCAAACCACCGUAACCUCCUCCAGUCCCCGGUGACUCUCCCCAACCACCUUCAUGUCUACUCCUCUGCCACUCUAGCUCCUGUUGACCAGAAGACAAGAGGAGAGGCAGGAGGGGUGAAAACUCACUGGCAUGUGCAACGCAUCAGCAUUCCUGCCCGACCUUUGUGAGGUUACAGCACAUUUGCCAAGACAUCCUUCCUGCUUCACCCUCAUUGUAAUGUUCUUAACAUUAGACUUUUGUGCUGCCUGCCCUGUUAAAUUCAUAAUUAUUUUUAAAAACUUAGUGCCUAAGUAAUACUAAUUGAUGUAUUUCAUUAAGUAGUUCAAAAAAAUUUUUAAUUUAUGCCAAAAGCCGUUUAGAUUUUAAUUUUGUAAGUAAGCUGCACAUAUGCCUUAAUGCGAGUCUUCCCAUUGGGGGUAUGUGCUCAUUCUUUCCUGUUUGUGGCUGAAAUCCGUCCCCGCUAUUGAGAGUGAUUUCCUUGUGGUCAGCUCUAUUUUUUUUGUGCUAAUAUCUAUUAAUAAUAUAGCCUUAAAAUCAAUGCACUUUAAAAUACUUGUGCCAUUUAAAUAAUUUGAUAGAUUUAAAGAAACGGAUUACAUAUAUUUGAAGGAGACAGUAGAAUAAUAAUGCUAGCAAAUAUGUGUCACUUCUUUAAAUUUGGGGUGCAGUCUGAAGCUGAAAAUUUAGAGCAAAGUGUACCUAAAAAACUGUAGCCAAGUUUCUGAAAUUAUAGUCUUAGAAAUUGGUACUAGGAGCUCAAACAUAGCAAGCCAUUGAUAAAUGUUACCUUAUAACCUUGUUAACACGUUUGUUAAAAAUACCAAGUUAAUUUCUACUGCAAGUUUUAAAUGCAUUUUUGUAUUUCAUGAAAUCUCUAGAACAUAUUCCACUGACCAGAAAUAAAAGUAAGUGAAAACUAUCACCAAUAGCAAGUUUGAGAGUAUUUGUUUUUCAAAUCCUCACCACUUAAUUUUGGCAUUUUCCACCUCCUAUGGAAAGUAAAUUCCAAAAUCCCAUCUUUAAUAUGUACAACCACACUUACUACUUUAAUACAACUGAAAUAAUUUUAUAAAAUUAUUAAGAUAUGAUCUGAACAAAAACAGAGGCACAAAAGUUGGGGAGUAUUCAAGAUUGUAAAAUAUUAUCUGUUGGAUGCAAAGCAGUGAUGCAAACCAUUAAAAGAGAAAUGCAGUGGAACUCUUUGCAACUGUGGUUCUAAGGAUAGACUACUCAUUUCACAGCUGACAGUGUGGGGGCUUCUAUUGUACAUCACUGUUGGGAGCCUGGAAGCUCAGUUGACAUCACCAAAUCCAAGAGCAGAGUCACAGCAGUGUAAGACUCGUAACUGUCUUUUGGAGCAUGACCUGAAGUUUUCGUAUUUCACAUACGUAGUGCCAAGUUUAGAAGCAUGUAAUUAUGCCUGUGACAAACUAUGUUUUUGUUUUGCCUAAAGAAAAGACGGUUUUAGAGAAUAACAAAAUGGAAUUAAAGGCAAAUUAUUUUUUAAAAACCACACAAAAGAUUGCCAAUGCUUUUUCCUCUACUUCCUUUUAGCUCAUAAAAAUAAAUUUCAUUAGGAGUAUUUAACUCUACCUAAGUUAUGCAGACUUAUUACAUUAAAAAUAUUUUUUCAGGUCUAUCCCACAUUUUAGUCAGUCUGUUCCAUCAUCAAUAUAAUUGUUUAAGAUGAAACAGUUACUGUUUUAUUUUUUCUGUUUAAUCAUCAUUGUAUUUUUCCAUUAAUAUUAAAUAACUUUCUUCCCUGCUUGUGAAGUGAUACACUCACACUCAACAUCACAUUUCUGUUUUCUUCUCGAUUUCUUGGUUGUCUUACUUUUUCACUCUGCAGUUCCCUUCCCACUUUGGCCAAAUGUGGCCCAAGUUCUUCUUACCGUUAAUUCCAUUGACUCUAAUGAAAUGGAAUGCAGACACUGAAAGGACUUCAUAAUUUGGCAGUGGUAGUGAACAUAAUUUACUUUGGCUUAUUUUAUCUGUAAACUGAACUAAAUAAUCAGGAUUACCUUGGACAGAGUUGGAGAUCCCUGCCCAGCCCUCUGAUGAGAAGUAAAAUGAAUGAGAAUAUGUCAGUUGGAUAAUAGAGCCUAAAACACUCUACAUCCAAGCUUCAGAAAUUGCUUCAUGAAUAUUGAAAGGUCAAUAUUGUGUUUACAUAUUAGUUGAACAGCAACACGUGUGGACAUGCACCCAAGCUUGACACUGAGACAUUCACGAUUCAUCCCAAAUGGCUAAGUGUAUGGUUUAUAGUCUUUGUUGUAGCUAAAGUCCUACAGGCUGGACUGGGGGGCUGCAUUUAUAUAAUGUAACAUUUGUAUAUAAGACUCAAGCAUGAAUUCAUAAGUAGGUCUUUUGAAAACAUAAAAUAGAUCACACUGACUCCAGCUGGUAUUAACCCUAUUCUGGAGAAAUCAUUUGUUAUCUGCAAAUGUUUAACUUCUUCACUGAUAUGAUUUAGAUGCAAGCCACACUCGAUGUAUUUAGCAUUGGUUUAGUACGUGAUGUGGGAAGGUCAGUCAGGUAUUAAAGAGCCCCAGGAAUUGCAAAAAUAGAUGCUUCCUUGUAGCUGGCAGGCUGCGCUUUCAUCAUCUCCCCAGAGUUGUCCCUGGUUCACCUCAUGCCCUACGUGGGGAAAUAGUCUCCAGAAUCUGGAAAAUUCUUAAAAAUAAGAUUUUUUGUUAACAUAUUAUGUUCUCAGUGUGUCUGAAUAUACUUUCAUUGUUCACUUCAAGUAAAUACUACCUAAUAUUUGAUAUAAAUAUUAUGCUUUAUGUUCCUUUAUAAAGAAAAUUCUAGAUAAAGUAUAUGAUUUUUUAACAGCUAACUAUAAACCCUUUUUCUAAGAUGCAUUUUUUAAAAGUUCUAUAUGGCAAUAGUUUACUUUGGUACUUGAUCACUAUGAUUAUAAUUAAAGUUCUGUAGAUGGUAUUGAAAAAAGUAAACCAACCUUAUAAUUUAUAUGAAACCUAGAACAGUAAUUGAUAUAUAUCUGUGUAGAUAUAUAAAAUUCAUUUACUUUGACAAGGACAAUCUGUUACAGAUUUUUAUUGUCAAAACUAAUUGACAGUCUUGCUGCUUAUGAAAGCAAUUAUUAAGUAGUAAAUUUUGAGAGAUCACAGAAAUAAUUUUAUGUAGAAGGAAUACAAAAACAGUAGCAUGUUAUGUUAGCACAUUAUUUAUUAAGAUGCCACACAAUUAAUUGUUUUAUUUUUAUUUUAAACAAAAUUGCUUAUAAGACAUUCAUGAAACAAAUAUAUUUAUAUGUAUGUAUACCUGUUGCAAACUGGGACAAUUAAAUUAUUCACAUUCACUUUUUUCACAUAGUGUAAAUUACUAAAAUGGAAAUGUUUGGAUGUUUAAUAUAUUACUGUAUAUUCAGAUGUUGCAGUUCUAAGGAAUAAUUACCAUGUCCUAUUUGAAAUAUCAGAAUAUAUCCCAUUUUAAUUAAAUCUUCGUGAACAAUAGCAAAUAAGAAAAUUUUAAUUGUAAGGUGGAUGACUUUCACUAGUAGUUUGUUCCAGAUCUUGUUCAUCAUUUCUUUAUAUUAUGUAUUUUUCAUUUUGUGUAGAAUUCAUAGUUAUUUUCCAAAUACUGUGAUAAUAUUUUUGUUUAAAAUUAGACUAUUUGAACAGAGAUUUUCUUUCCUACUUCAAUGAUAUUGGAAAAUAUGUAAUUUUAUUGUAACCUUUUUUACAUUUUAUUAGUCUACUUACUUAGGUAUUAAACUAUGUGGAGGAAAUAAUUGUGAACAUUUUAAGAAAGAGGCAGGUAGAAAUAAAUAAAAAAUAAAUGAUAUUAAUAUCAUGUAGAAAUCUCUGAAAUAAAAUUGGAAAGAAAAAACAAAUUCUGUUGAAAUGAAAAUGUUAGGAAAUAAGGAGUAUUUAGGACCUUAAUUUCUUACUGUUAAUCAGCUUCUUAUUGCCAAAUGAUUAUUUUGGUGUGUUGGUUCCAUGAAUUGUGCUUUUAAUGUAAUGUAUAAUUUUCCCUGUUUUACUGAAAAGAAAGAAAUUUGUGAAUAAAAGCUAGGGAAACUGGGUUCAUUACCAUUUUCCAAUAGCACUAAUGUAUAGUUCCCUUUAACCCUUCAUACGGUGCUUUGUGUGAUGAGAGUAUGUAACAUUUAUACAUGUUAUUGGUGCCUUAUUUUUUUCACUUUAUUUCUUAUCUAAAGAGCCAUAUAUUUUUUGUGAGUAUUCCUUAGUCCCUCUAUUUAAAGCCCUGAUGACACAAGUGUACCUUUAGGGGUGUAUGUAGACUGCGUAUUCUUACCUUUCCACUGUAUUAUCUCUAGAACAGCAGCUAAGUCCAUGUAUUUUUCUUAAAUUAAUUGUUCAUUGUUCAUGUGAAGUAUUAAAAGUAUAUUAAACACCAUAAAGUGAAACCAUAAUGAGUGAAACACAUUUUUAAAACACACAAAAAAUGAUGAUUAUUAGAGUUUAAAACAGUAGAAUGUCUAUCAGUCUUUAUCUGUAGUUCUUAUUAAGAGACAGUUCCAUUGCAAAAACAUUAAAAAUAAAAGAAUUUGACCAGUUCUCUACAA
Molecule: messenger RNA, 10378 nt
Organism: Artibeus jamaicensis (Jamaican fruit-eating bat)
Lineage: Eukaryota; Metazoa; Chordata; Mammalia; Chiroptera; Phyllostomidae
Gene: RNF217
Product: ring finger protein 217
Exons: 6
Coding region: 94-1713 (539 amino acids)
Biological process (GO): ubiquitin-dependent protein catabolic process; protein polyubiquitination; positive regulation of proteasomal ubiquitin-dependent protein catabolic process
Cellular component (GO): cytoplasm; ubiquitin ligase complex
Molecular function (GO): zinc ion binding; ubiquitin protein ligase activity; ubiquitin conjugating enzyme binding
Source: RefSeq, a predicted model, not a curated record